AUGGACGUGGUUUUGAUGUCAUCUUUUAUUGCUCGUCGCCGGCUCUUGACAUCUCGUGAAAAUGGUGACCUUCCUCAUGAGUUUGAGUAUGAGGUCGAUGUGAAAGUAACCUUUGCAAACCAAAGGCUCGGGAGGGCAUACAUUGGCCUCCGGGCCCGGAAAAAGGCAAUGUACUCCGACCCAUUUAAUACAACCGGAAACCGGGUUGGUGCCAAUGUGUGUGCCUAUAAUGGUGUGUUUUGUGCACCGGCUCUCGACGACUCAAGUCCGAGCGUUGUGGCGAGUGUUGACCUUAACGGUGCCGACAUUGCUGGGUACCUUCCGGAUGAAUUGGGGCUUAUGACGGAUGUUGCAUUGUUCCACAUUAACUCUAACGGGUUUUGUGGAAUCAUCCCCAAAAGCUUUUCCAAGCUCACACUCAUGUACGAGUUUGAUGUCGCAACAACCGUUUUUUUGCCUCCGGAACUAUUCAAUAAGGACCUCGACGCUUUGUUCUUGAAUGACAACCGGUUCACAUCCACCAUCCCGGAGACAAUAGGCAACUCCACGGUUUCGUUGUCACUUUUGCUAACAACAAAUUCACCGUCGCAUUCCACACGGCAUCGGCAAGAUGACCAACUUGAACGAGGGGAGGCUCAAGCUUGCGUGCCUCCAUCAAGGAAGAAUAUCGUGUUGGAUGAUACCGACAAUUGCCCGUCUAACGAGCCAAAGCGAGAAGUCGACCGGGACAUGUUACCCGGUGCAUCUACACCAACACCAACACCACCAACACUAACACCAUCAUCAUCACCGAUCCCCGCCCCUCAAGCACCCGACUCACCAAAACCAAAACCCGAGUUACCGCCGACCGUAGUUGAACCAAUUAGUCCAUCAACUCCAAAGACAUCCUUAUCGCCAUCUCCAUCAAUUAAUCCAUCCGCCCCAUCACUCGAUCCAUACAAUCGGGGACUCGGUGGACACGGCGAGGCACCACAAUCACCGGAGUCCGCACCGUCACCCGAUCCAUACAAUCGGGGACCCGGUGGACACGGCGAGGCACCACCAUCACCGGUGUCCGCACCAUCACCCGAUCCAUACAAUCAAGGACCCGGUGGACACGGGGAGGCACCACAAUCACCGGAGUCCGCACCGUCACCCGAUCCAUACAAUCAAGGACCCGGUGGACACGGGGAGGCACCACAAUCACCGGAGUCCGCACCGUCACCCGAUCCAAUUGGUAAUUCACCUAUUGGGCAUGAUGAGCCACCACCACCACCACCAUCUUAUAUAUCUAUACCACCAUCAUCUUCAAUUAGUCCAUCAACACCGGAGAUACCCGUAACUCCAUCACCGGAGGUCGCACCAUCACUCGAUCUAUAUAAUCCAAGAUUUGGUGGGCAUAGCGAGACACCACCAUCACCAUAUAAAACAUUUACACCAUCGUCACCCUCAAUUAGUCCAACAGACAUCGGAGAUACCCGCAACUCCAUCGAGUCCGCACCAUCACCCGAUCCAUAUAAAGGAGGACCUAUUGGGCAUGGCUAUGGCGAGACACCACCAUCCCCAACCCCUUCACCAAAGCCGGAGGUACCGAGACCAUCACAACAACCAAAAACACCGGUUGUAAAUCAUCACUCUCCUGCACCGCCGGUUCACUCACCUCCACCACCGCCAUCCCCGCCCCUCCAGGUGCAUUCACCUCCACCACCACCGUACAAUCACCCCCACCACCGGUCCACUCUCCCCACCACCGGUCCACUCUCCACCACCACCGUAAGCUCACCCCCACCCCGGUCCACUCUCCACCACCACCGUGCACUCACCCCCUCCACCACCACCGCGUUCACUCUCCUCCACCACCGGUACACUCACCCCCACCACCACCAGUUCACUCUCCUCCACCACCAGUACAUUCUCCCCCACCUCCACCGAGUGCACUCACCCCCUCCACCGGUACACUCACCCCCACCACCGGUUCACUCACCUCCACAUUCACCCCGCCAGUUCACUCACCCCCACCACGCACAUUCACUCACCUCCACCACCAGCUUCAAUCUCCUCCACCACCGGUACAUUCACCCCCACCACCACCACUAG
Messenger RNA from Dovyalis caffra, 2076 nucleotides. The record is from the annotation of a GenBank genome assembly. Lineage: Eukaryota; Viridiplantae; Streptophyta; Magnoliopsida; Malpighiales; Salicaceae.